AUGGUCGCCUUGGAGGAGGUUGGUCCGGCUGCCGACUUCGGAUCCUUGAGCGCGUUUCUGGGCGUGGGCGUGCCGGGCGUGCCGGUCGCCGAGCGUGGAGCCGACCUUAAGGCGCCACUGCCGCUGCCCACGCCUCCUGCAACAUCCGCCAGGAUUGGCAAGGAUGGUACCCUCAGCAAGAAGGUUGCCUUCAGGAUGCUGAAGCAGCUCGGAUGCGAAGUGCUCUCCGACGAGGAUGGUGAGGCCCGGUACGUGCAGGUGGGCAUCAAAUCUCAGCCGGUCCUCUUCAAGAUGCUUGUGGAGCUGGGCCACGUGCCUCGGCGAGGGGAAGAUGGCGAAUUCAUGGUUCAAGUGGUCGAGCAACGCGGUCGAAAGCCGGAGGAAGUUGUCGCAGCCCUGUCGGCACCCCGGAAGCCGCCUCGAGCUCCCCGGCAGGAGCCCGAAGACGAAGGCUACCCUUCCGUGCCUCGUCCUCGCCUGAAGCCAGAG
This is a messenger RNA of Symbiodinium necroappetens, 489 nucleotides long. The record is from the annotation of a GenBank genome assembly. NCBI's taxonomy places the organism in Eukaryota, Dinophyceae, Suessiales, Symbiodiniaceae.